AUGGAAGAAUCUAAGGAAAUGCAAUUUAUCAAUAAUGAUGUUACAGUCAUUGAAGCGUGCAGCGAGACAAAAGUGAAGGUAGAUGAAUCUGAAAAGGAACUACCAAAUAGGGGUCAGCUUCUUAAAUCCAUGGCUGUGGUUUCUAUGGGAAAGGAUGGUGACAAUUGGGUGGAGUUAGUGGCUUUUUCAUCGCUGGAAGCUGCUGAUGUGAAGCUAGUUGCAAUUGAGGGCAAAGACAUGGAUUCUGAUUGUAUGAAUCUCGAUUUGAUAACUAUGCUUCUGAUGGACACUUUGGCAAUUUCUUUACAGCUUCCAACUGAAUCUUCUGUUGCUACAGCUCCAACCACGACACCAGCUUCUCCAUCUUUACCAACACCUUUUCUUGCACAGCCACAAAAUCACCCCACCACAGAUUCUUCCAAACCAUUGUCCAGUACGUUAGCUUCACCAGUUGUUCCUUCUGUUCAAAAUUCAAAAACAUCCACAGUAAUCCAUUAG
Molecule: messenger RNA, 498 nt
Organism: Ilex paraguariensis (yerba mate)
Lineage: Eukaryota; Viridiplantae; Streptophyta; Magnoliopsida; Aquifoliales; Aquifoliaceae
Source: the annotation of a GenBank genome assembly